UGUGCUCAGCAAUUACUGGAGGAACAGCAACAAGUGCGGCAGGAACAGCAGUAUAUAAAAGAGAAAGAAAGGCAGAGAACGGGGCGUCCUACAACUGGCAGGAAGACACGCAGGGGUAGGUCAAAAGCUGCUCAGUCAGAUUCUAAGCGGCAACAGCAACUGAAACAGGAGCAGGAGCAACAGGAAACAGAGGAGCACGAAGUUAAGCUGGAAUUGGAAGAACUGGACCACCAACAGGAAGAAGAACAUGCACAGGAAGAGGAAGAAAACAAAGAACAAGAACAGCAACUGGAUGAUCCAUCAUCCCCUAGGAAACGUCGGGAUGGGUGGGAAAAAUAUCCGUGGAUGUGUACUGAUUGUUCUCAGGAAUUACCAAGUAUGCAAGCACUGCGUACACAUCACCAGACAGAUCACAAUCAAGCUCCUCGGUUUAUGUGUGCUCAGUGCUCCAAGGUUUACAUUAAGUACUAUGGUUUUGUUAGUCAUGUACGGCGGCAUCGCAACCAUAUGAAAUUCUGCUGUGAAGAAUGUGGAAAAUGUUUUUCAAACAAGAAAGUUCUUGAGUCACAUCGUGCCACGCAUUCAGAUGCACGUCCAUUUGUCUGUUCAGAAUGUGGCAAGACCUUUCGCCAACAGAGUGCACUCUAUGUUCACAACCGGUCCCAUCAACCUGAAGAAGUGAAAAAUAGAUAUCCCUGUGACCAGUGUGAUAAGCGGUUUUCAACAAAACCAAACUUAGUUACACACAAACGAAUCCACACAGGGAUUCGUAAUUUCACAUGCGACCAGUGUGGCAAGAGUUUUAUCCAAAAGGGUAAUCUGGAUGCCCACCUGCUCACACAUUCAUCAGACAAACCCCAUUCCUGUCCUGUAUGUAAUAAGGGGUUUAAGACUCCACUUCAGUUGCGGAAACACCAAACAGUACAUACAGGUGCGAAACCACAUCAGUGUGAUGUGUGUGGCCGUCAGUUCCGUGAACGAGGGACAUUGAGGGAGCAUCAUCGUAUCCAUACUGGUGCAAUGCCUUUUACUUGUGAAUAUUGUGGUAAAAGUUUCCGCUUCAAGGGUAUACUUACGACACAUCGCCGUCAACACACAGGUGAAAGACCAUACUCUUGUUUGGAAUGUCAGCAUCACUUCACCAAUUGGCCCAACUACAAUAAGCAUAUGAAACGUCGGCAUGGUAUAAACACAAGUCACCAACCAGAUCCUAACAAAAUUGCGGUGGCAGCAGCCGCAGCCGCAGCUGAAGCAGCAGCAGCAGCAGCAAGUAACAGUACUCUUCCCUCUGUUGUGUCUGCCACUAUGGCAACCCACAAUAUCUAUGUAAAUCAGAGCUCAAACACAGGACAUGAUGAACAUCUAGUGAACCGUGGUGAUCGUGGAGUGCAGUUUUAUAACCCAGCCCCUGUGCCCCCAUACGCGGCAGCUCCAUUACCUGCAGGAACAAUGUUAGGAUUCUACAAUAUUCCUCAGUUACAACAGAGUAUGGACACAAGUACCAUUGAAAUGCUACAUUCUGUGCAGCAAAGGUAACUUCUAUGAUCCUCAUACCCUGUUACAAGAAAUGGAAAUUUACAGUGCAAGAAAGAUCAUUGAAUUGUACCUGUUAAGUAAACAAGUGUUAUCAGAGUGCAUACAUUUGUUUUAUGUAUUACAAUUACAUUAUAACCUCAAUAGAAUGAG
Molecule: messenger RNA, 1686 nt
Organism: Zootermopsis nevadensis
Lineage: Eukaryota; Metazoa; Arthropoda; Insecta; Blattodea; Termopsidae
Cellular component (GO): nucleus
Molecular function (GO): zinc ion binding
Source: RefSeq, a predicted model, not a curated record